GUGCGUGACCAUGGAAGAGAUAUAUUUCACUGUGUCCGCUAUGUGUGCCGAGUCUGCUCCUCGCAAUAGAGUUGCAGCCUCGCACUUAAGAUCUUAACUCCACCAUCCGUGAUCGACUUCUUAGGACCCCAUAAUGGCCACAAAAAGAUGGAAAGACUUGCUCUUAACUGCAAUCUUCACUGGCAUUGCUGCCGCCGCUUCAUGUAGUGGCGGUGAUUGGGAUGUAAUCAUAGUUGGCUCCGGACCAGCAGGCCUCGUGUUAUCGGACCGCAUGAGUGAAGCGGGCAAGAAAACACUUCUCCUUGAGCAAGGCGGCCCAUCAUACUAUAUCACGGGUGGACGCAUGCGGCCAGACUGGUUGAACGGCACAGACCUAAGUCGCGUCGACGUACCGGGACUGUACAAAUCCAUCUUCUCGGUAACGGACGGAAACCUUAUAUGCGCACCAGACAUAGUCAAUGGAUAUCAAGGUUGCACAAUUGGCGGAAGUAGUGCAAUCAAUGCCGGUCUUUUCUUCCAGCCGCCAGCGAGCGACUGGAAUCUGUACUUUCCAGAAGGAUGGAAGAAUAUAGAUAUGCAGUGUGCAAUCGAGAAAGUGAGAGCAAAGCAGCCAAGUACUGACAACCCGUCACAAGAUGGGAAGCGAUAUUUGCAGAGUGGAUUUGAGGCAGCAAAGAAGUGGAUUGUUGAUGGUGCCGGUUAUAAAGAGGUGGGAUUGAACGAUGGACCUGAGAACCAUAAUAAGAGCAAAGUAUUUGGCCAUCCGGUGUUCAACUAUGAAGGUGGUCAGAGGAGUGGACCAGUAAAGACGUACUUGCAGUCUGCUCUUCAACGACCCAACUUUUCGAUCCAGACUGGUACCCGAGUCUUACGCGUCAUCCGAGACGGCGAAACUGCGACUGGCGUUGACAUCCAAAGCAGGGGCGCAAAUGGCACUUCUAGUAUUUGCAUAGCAGAGGGAGGGCAGGUCAUUCUCUCCGCCGGUGCGCUUCUCAGCCCUCAGCUGCUCAUGUGGUCUGGCAUUGGCGACCCCACUAUCUUGACUAAGCUCUCCGCAAGUGGACUCGUCAAUGUUCCCUCGCAGGACUGGGUCAAUAAUACCGCCGUCGGGGAUAAAGUAUUUGACAAUCCCAAUACUUUUAUCGAACUAUAUUCCGAGUCCAUCUCGUCUUACAAUUACAACUACAACAGCCCUGUACCUGGAGAUCGCGAUCUAUACCUACAAUCGCGCUCGGGUCCAUACUCUUUUGGCUCACAAACGGGUGCUUUCUGGGAUUUUGUCCAGCAGGGUGAUGACCUGGUGGGAUGUCAAGGCACAAUUGACUCUUCAGGAACUAUGGAUUAUACCAAAAACGGCACCAUCACACUCAACGUUUACGGUACAUCUGGGCUUCGCUCGUUCGGUCGUGUUAGUCUCGAUCCUAAGGGGAUUGCACUCCCAUCUUCGAACUUCUACUCCAACCCUCUUGAUGCUUCGGCAGUAGCUACCUUCAUCCACAAAAUUUUCCAGGCACUUCCACCGACACUGACGCCUUUAAAUAUCGCCAAAAACUCGACACUGGAGCAGCUGACUACGUGGAUUAGCACAUGGAGUCCAUAUACACUAGGUAAUGUGCAGCAUUGGAGUAGUAGCUGUAGGUUGGAGACGUGUGUGGACUCGAAUACGAAGGUGAUUGGCAUGCAGAAUUUGUUCGUGGUGGACGCGAGUAUCGUCGCGCCGUUGACGACAAACCCUGUCAUGGGCGUGAUGAUCGCGGCGGAGAGGGCAGCAGAGAGGAUAUUAGCUCUGAAAAAGUAAGCACGAGUAUAUGAGUAGGUUGUAAUGAAACCCCU
Messenger RNA from Cucurbitaria berberidis CBS 394.84, 1833 nucleotides. Its product is annotated as GMC oxidoreductase. The transcript is spliced from 2 exons. Gene Ontology annotation, molecular function: oxidoreductase activity, acting on CH-OH group of donors; FAD binding. The coding region runs from base 134 to 1798 and encodes 554 amino acids. Lineage: Eukaryota; Fungi; Ascomycota; Dothideomycetes; Pleosporales; Cucurbitariaceae. The record is from RefSeq and is a predicted model, not a curated record.